AUGGAGUCCUACAAAGCCACUUACUCCCACCACAUAAAUCCUUUACCUGGCCAACAAUUAUGGGAAAGUUCUGAGGCCAACAGACCUUUGGCACCUUUGGUUAAGAGGAAACCUGAACAGCUCCAAACCAAGAGAAGGAAGGAUACGGAUGAGGGGGGUCAGUCUAGCAAGAAAUCAAAGCCAACCACCACUCUGAAGAGACAGCUACGACCAUUCACUUGCAAGCAUUGCUUGCAGAAAGGUCAUACAAAAAGAGGGUGUGAGAAGAAGAAGGAUGCUGAAGCUGCAGAGGCUGAGAAGAAGAAAGCUGCGGAGGCUGCUGCUAAAGACCCUAAGGCUGCUACUCAUAAUGUCACUGCAACUGCCUCUGCGUCAGCUACAACAACUACUUCCAAUGCACCUCAAGCUGCAAGUGCCUCUGCUACUGCUACAGGCUUUGAAACUGCAACAGCGUCUGCUACUGCUACUGCUACUGCAUCUGCCCCUGCUCCUGCCACUCUUGUGGAUGUGGAUGUCCAGCAGGCUGAGAUUGAUUUGUCUCAGCCCUCAUACUCUGAAGAUGAAAACUCCCAAAAGGAGCAUGAACAAAAGAGGAAGACACCUACAAGAUCUGGAAAACUGCCACUUAGAAGAAGGUCACCUACUCCAAUAGAGGGAGCUAGUAAGGCAAAUGCAGCAAGGCUGGCCAACUUCCUCAAGUUUGUGCCCACUCCAGGGUUUAAACCACCAAAAAAGAAGUGA
Messenger RNA from Arachis stenosperma, 741 nucleotides. RefSeq lists its product as uncharacterized. Bases 1 to 741 code for a protein of 246 amino acids. The transcript has 2 exons. The record is from RefSeq and is a predicted model, not a curated record. Lineage: Eukaryota; Viridiplantae; Streptophyta; Magnoliopsida; Fabales; Fabaceae.